GUUCACUCGCCCUCCUCCCUCACCAUUAUCUCUGUCACGUUUGGCUCCCUCUCUCUCAGCCUCAUUCUUCUCUCUGGCUCUGUCUGUCCCCAUGAGUUUGGUGCUGAGUGCGGUAAUGACCGCAGCGCGUAGAGCAGGAAGCUGAUCAGCUGGAAUAGAGCACAGGAAAGUGACAGGAAAGUCUGAGUCGGACAUCAGAGGGGAGAGAUCACGUGUGACUGGGGACCAUGACGACAGAGGUGGGAUCUGAAACGGAGGUGAAAAAAGAGCCGGAGAAGGCGGAGGAGCAACCUGCAGAACCUGCACCACCAGCCACCAACCAGAUAGACGAGGUCAAGGCCGUUGAGGCCGCCGAGCAGUCCAACGAAAGCCCCGCUCUGGCCACAGACUCAGCAGAGGCAAAGGAGAACCAGGAGGAGGCCCAGUCUGCCGAUAACGCCACAGGACCGGAGGGAGAGGAGCCCCCAGCCUCACCACCAGCUUCAGAGAAGAAAGGCAUCUCAAGGUUCCUCCCUCCAUGGCUUAAGAAGCAGAAGUCUCAGAGCGCAGUGGGACCAAAAGAGAGCCAGGUGACGCCCAAGGAAGAGGGAGGUGUGGUUCUGGUGAAGGAGGUGGGUGAGGAGGUGGAGCAGGCCGAAGCAGAGCAGACAUCAUCGACGACAGCAGCUGAGCCACAGGUUGACGAAGAGCAAGUGAACGGCGAGGCGGAGCCAGAACAGAAAGAGGAAGUGAAUUCAGAGGAACCAGCGGAGAAUCAUUCCACUGGCAGUGCAGAAACUCAGCCGGCUAAGGAGGAGAAAGCAUCAGAGAAAUCUCAGGAGAAGAGUGCAGCGGAGGAGAAAAAAGAGACAGAGAAAGGAGGAGAGGAGAAGAAAGACCAGGAAGAGAACUUGAAGCCCGAGGGAGGACGUUAUUUUAUCAAGUCGCCGCUGAAACUGACCAAGAAGGUGAAGAUGGUAAUGUGUCAUGUGACCAUUCUGGAUGGAAGCCAGUUCCCCUGCGAGGUGGAGAAACGGGCCAAAGGCCAGUACCUGUUUUUCAAAGUGUGUGAAGCCCUGAACCUACUGGAGAAGGACUAUUUUGGGUUGAGUUACAAAGACAACGCAGACCAGACGUGCUGGCUGGACCCUACAAAGGAGAUCAAACGUCAGAUUUGCAAUACCUCCUGGCAGUUAGCGUUCAAUGUCAAGUUCUACCCUCCUGAUCCAGCCCAGCUAACUGAGGAUAUUACCAGAUAUCUCCUGUGCCUUCAGCUCCGGCAGGACAUAGCUUCGGGGCGUCUACCCUGCUCCUUCGUCACCCACUCUCUGCUGGGUUCCUACUCCCUGCAGGCCGAGCUGGGAGACCACGACCCCGAUGAGCAACGCCUCGACUACAUCAGUGACUUCCAGUUUGCCCCCUCACAGACUAAGGAGAUGGAGGAGAAGGUGGUGGAGCUCCACAAAACUCACAGGGGGAUGACUCCUGCUCAAGCAGAUACCCAGUUCUUAGAAAACGCCAAGAAGUUGUCGAUGUAUGGUGUCGAUCUCCACCAUGCCAAGGACUCUGAGGGAGUGGACAUCAUGUUGGGAGUGUGUGCCAAUGGCCUGCUGAUCUACAAAGACCGACUCCGGAUAAACCGCUUUGCCUGGCCAAAAAUCCUCAAGAUCUCCUACAAACGUAGCAACUUCUAUAUCAAAAUCAGGCCGGGAGAGACGGAGCAGUUUGAGAGCACCGUGGGCUUCAAGCUGCCCAACCACCGCUCUGCCAAGAGGGUCUGGAAGGUCUGCGUGGAGAAUCACACCUUCUUCAGGUUGAUGACUCCAGAAGCGCCCACUAAAGCUAAGUUCCUCACACUGGGCUCUAAGUUCCGCUACAGUGGGCGGACCCAGGCCCAAACACGACAGGCCAGCACCCUCAUCGACAGGCCGGCACCCUACUUCGAGCGCACCUCCAGCAAGCGCAUCUCACGAAGCCUGGAUGGAGCUCCAGUGAUCAACGUGAUCGAUGCCCAGGACUCGGCCCCUACCUCUGUGGGGAACGGCAGGGAGCCUGGCCUGGAACUUUCCUCUGACUCCUCCAAGGUAGAGGAGGAGCCUAGCGAAGGGGCAGCGGCCACACCUACUGAAGGCACUGAGAUGAAAAGAGAUGAGCCAGACUCCUCCCAGCAGGACCUGGAUAAGACUCAGGAGGAUGUUUUGAAACAUCAGGCUAGCACUAGCGAGUUAAAGCGCAGUUUUAUGGAGGCCACCCCUGAGACGCGUCCCAGUCAAUGGGAAAAGCGCCUCACUGCCAGCCCGGCUACCAGCUUGCGUCUGCAGGCCCAAGGGAGGAGCCCCCCACCCACAACCCAGGAGCCUCUCCCUGACCUCACAGUGGACACGGUCUCUAAGAGUUCAGAUGACAAACAGAAAUCAGACAAGACAACGUUGCAGGCAGCAGAGGUUGAGAUAGAAGAGACAGUAGUCGUCGAGGAGAUCAGGGUGGCACCCAAAGGCUCCGUCAUCACCACCCCCGAGGUGGUGGUCACCCCUGUCGCCGUGGAGACAGAGGUCGAGAAGCCCAAAGAGGAAGUGAUGGAGGAAGUGAUGGAGGAAGUUAAUGAGGAGCAGAAGAGGCCUGUGAGCGUGUCCUCGGACAGCCACAGUGAGAGCGAGGAGGAGGCAGGGGAGUACCACCCCCAGGUCACUGUCAGCGCCUCAGUGGACAAGAUCAAAGAAGAGCCUGAGGAAGAGGAGGAUGAAGCGGUAGACCAUGAAGAACCAGAGCAAGUCGCAGAUCCCGAACCACUCCCAGAGGUUGAGGUAGAGGCCAUGCCUUCCCCUGCAGUAGUGGAAGAAACCCCUAUGGCAGAGCCAGAGACGGCCCUUGUGGCAGAGGAGAGCACCGAGGACAUCCUGGUUACCCUCGAUGAGGCCCCUAACGGGCAUGCUGAGGACCAGCCUGGCCUGGUGGCUGUGGAAGAAGAGGAGGAGGAGGAGCCCAGAGUCAACGGGGACGCGUCUCACGCUGAGACGGAGCGCAUUCCUCGGGUUAUUUGUUGCUCUGAGCCACCUGUGGUGAAGACCGAGAUGGUGACCAUCUCAGACACGUUUGCGGCCCAGAAGACUGAGAUUACCACUAAGGAGGUUCCCAUCGUGCACACAGAGACAAAGACCAUCACUUACGAGGCUGCACAGCUGGACGGCAGUGGAGACGGUGAACCAGGCAUUCUCAUGACCGCCCAAACCAUUACCUCUGAGUCGCUGUGCACCACCACCACCACACACAUCACCAAGACAUUAAAAGGCGGUCUCUCAGAAACCAGGAUCGAGAAGCGCAUUGUCAUCACCGGAGACUCAGACAUCGACCACGAUCAGGCCUUGGCCCAGGCUAUAAAGGAAGCCAAAGAGCAGCACCCUGACAUGUCAGUGACCCGGGUGGUGGUCCACAAAGAGACAGAGCUGGCCGAUGAGGGCGAGGACUGAGGCGCCAGAGCUGAAGAGCCUGUGAAGUUCAUACAUGGAUGUUUGAGAAACUCCUGUCAUCUCCCAAACCGAGAGUCAACCUGGUGAGAAGACAAGGCGAAGACAACCCAGAGGCUGAACUCCUGUGUGUUUCAUCGCACGCCUUCCUUUUUAUCACUCAGAAGAGAACCACUUAGCUAACAUUUGUAGUGUGUUUUUAUUCUUAGGUGCUUUUUGCUAAAAGAAGAAAAAAUGGCUAUCAUUAUUAAAACCAGAUAGGAUAUAUCAAGUGGUAAUUUUUAUUGUUGAGUAGUAUUCACAUUCCUAGUAUGUACAGACAGUGGUGUUAUGAGAAAGUACAUUUCAAUAUCCAGCUUCCUGGAUCUGUAUGAGGACAGGAAGUAAGACUAGGUGGAUAUAUUAGCUUUGGACCUAGUCUUGUUCCAUGUUGUCUUAGAGCCAGAUGUUUAUCGUUUUUUUUGGGGGGGGGGGGGGAGAACAGCAAAUUAAUUUAAUUGGGUGAGUUUCCAAGGGACCAGCAAAGGGUGACGCACUGUGUCAUUUUGUACAUUGCAAUAUAGUGUCAAAACUGAAGCAUUCCAUUAAAGUGCAGGUGCUUUUCCAAUACCUCCCUCAGAAAAAAAACUGUCAAAAAUAAAAAGCUUGGAACUUUUUGUUUUCUGUGACUUUCUGGCAUCAUUAAUCAUAAAUAUAUUUGUAGAACAGUUUUUUGUCUUUUAAACUUUUUUUGUAUUUAUCUGUAAACUGAUUUACUGUAGAUGUUGAGGUGUGUUUGCCCCUUUUUUAAAUAUUUUUAAUAUAUUUCAGAGGUUUGACUGCUAAAAGAAACACAAUUGCCACCAUUUUAAUAUUUUCCUGUAGAUAAAAGAGAUUGCUGCCUCAUGCCUAGUGCUCUCUACAGUCUGACCAAACCCAAUGACGGCAUCAAUUAGCUCUUUGGACCAUGUGUAUAGCAGAUCAUCUCAGAUUUUCAGCAGCUUGAAAAUUGUUUUCCCCCUCUCCACCACAGCCACCUACCCCUCUGUGUAACACUGAAAUAAACAUUUGUUAUUCUCUAA
Molecule: messenger RNA, 4504 nt
Organism: Salvelinus fontinalis (brook trout)
Lineage: Eukaryota; Metazoa; Chordata; Actinopteri; Salmoniformes; Salmonidae
Product: protein 4.1-like
Exons: 22
Coding region: 228-3446 (1072 amino acids)
Biological process (GO): cortical actin cytoskeleton organization
Cellular component (GO): cytoskeleton; plasma membrane
Molecular function (GO): actin binding; structural molecule activity
Source: RefSeq, a predicted model, not a curated record